This is a messenger RNA of Rhizoctonia solani, 648 nucleotides long. Its product is annotated as dihydrofolate reductase domain-containing protein. The transcript is spliced from 2 exons. NCBI's taxonomy places the organism in Eukaryota, Fungi, Basidiomycota, Agaricomycetes, Cantharellales, Ceratobasidiaceae. Gene Ontology annotation, molecular function: dihydrofolate reductase activity; NADP binding. Gene Ontology annotation, biological process: glycine biosynthetic process; tetrahydrofolate biosynthetic process; dihydrofolate metabolic process. The coding region runs from base 1 to 648 and encodes 215 amino acids. The record is from RefSeq and is a predicted model, not a curated record. Gene Ontology annotation, cellular component: mitochondrion.
AUGUCAAGUUCUUUACCUCAGCUAACGCUCGUGGUUGCUGCUACACUCUCAAACGGAAUCGGAACAAAGGGAAAUCUUCCAUGGAGGCUGUCUCGCGAAAUGGCUUAUUUUGCCAAAGUUACCCGCGAGGGUGGCCCACGGUCGUCCAGCCCAAACACGGUGAUCAUGGGCCGCAAGACAUGGGAGAGCAUUAAGCCACAAUAUAGACCACUUAAAGGGCGCCUAAACGUCGUGAUUAGCAGCUCGAUAACAAGUGUUCUUGGACAACAAAACGUUACGUUCGAGAUUAGAGACGACUUGGCACCUCUUUCGGCAUCGGAACACCCGGCUCUUCUGGCAUCUUCACUCGACAAUUCAUUGUCUAGCAUGGAAGCUGGAAAUGUUUUUGUCAUUGGCGGAGCUUCGAUUUACGCGCAGGCACUCGAACAUCCUGCAACAACUCGGAUCCUGCUUACCAGGAUCCUAGAGCCCGCUUAUGAAGAAUGCGACGUAUUCUUUCCCGAACUCAAAGCUGAUGAGUGGACUCAGGCCGAGCAUACAGAUCUGGAGAAGUGGGUCGGAUUCGAGGUCGCCAAAGGGGUGCAAGAAGAGAAAGGGAUCAAGUAUGAGUUUCAGAUGUGGGUCAAGAAACAGGACUCGAGUCCGUAA